This is a messenger RNA of Thelazia callipaeda (thelaziosis nematode), 591 nucleotides long. The record is from the annotation of a GenBank genome assembly. Lineage: Eukaryota; Metazoa; Nematoda; Chromadorea; Rhabditida; Thelaziidae.
AUGUCAAAAUUUUCAGAUUCUGAGUCUGAUGUUGACCUCUUGGUACCAUUAAAGAGCCUAAUAAAUGAUCGUGCGGAACUUUAUAAAGCCAAAGGUCUAGAAGGAUUUCCUGCUGUUGGCAUCAAACGUGGUAUCGAAAUUGUUGUUCCAUACAGACAAUAUCUACCUCGAAGGUUUUUCCGCAAUUUUGCUUUUACGGCAGUAAUUCGACCGGAUGAUCCACAAGGAGGAUAUUUAUUUGCUGUGGUUAAUCCACUAGACACGAUUGUUGAUCUCGGAGUUGUUCUAGAAUCAGCUGGUGACAGCCAAACAAAUAUCACAUUACUUUACACGGAUUCAAGCAAGGAAACAGAUACCAAAGCUUUGGCAUCUUUCUUGGUGCCAGAAUUUAUCGGAAAGUGGGCAAAGUUUGCACUGGAAAUUCAAGAAGACACAGUUGUGUUGUAUUUUCGUUGUACACGUUUCGCAACACGUCAGGUAAAACGAAGACCGGUGCAACUAGUGAUGGACGAUGCCCACAAGUUGUAUAUUGCGAGCGCUGGCCCAAUCUUGAAAAAAGGAUUUGAAGUAAGUUUUCGUCAUAAUUUUUAA